Molecule: messenger RNA, 1674 nt
Organism: Tigriopus californicus
Lineage: Eukaryota; Metazoa; Arthropoda; Copepoda; Harpacticoida; Harpacticidae
Product: tubulin beta chain-like
Exons: 9
Coding region: 102-1481 (459 amino acids)
Biological process (GO): microtubule cytoskeleton organization; mitotic cell cycle
Cellular component (GO): microtubule; cytoplasm
Molecular function (GO): GTPase activity; GTP binding; structural constituent of cytoskeleton
Source: RefSeq, a predicted model, not a curated record
AUCUAGUCAAGCCUUAUCGGUAACACCGAGAUUAAUCCUUACUCAUUGAACACGAGAAGUUGUGUUCUGAAACGCUUCUCAUUCAAUCACUUGCUUCCAAAAUGCGAGAAAUCAUUCAUUGUCAAGUGGGUCAAUGUGGGAACCAAAUUGGAUCCAGGUUUUGGGAACUGAUCGCAGCCGAGCAUGGGAUCGAGGCCAAUGGGAAGUUCGAUCCCACUGGAGGAGAGGAUCGAUUGGGUCGAAGUGAGGUCUAUUUCAGCCAGGGCAUGGCGGGCAAUUAUGUUCCAAGAGCCUGCUUGAUUGACCUGGAACCUGGAACCAUGGAUGCCAUCCGAAGCAGUCCCUACGGUCAGAUGUUCCGCCCGGAUAAUUUCGUUUUCGGCCAAAACGGUGCAGGCAACAAUUGGGCUAAAGGCCAUUAUACCGAAGGAGCCGAGUUAGUGGACCAAGUACUAGAUGUGGUCCGAAGAGAGGCUGAGUCGUGCGAUUCUCUGCAAGGGUUCCAAGUUACCCAAUCCUUGGGGGGAGGAACUGGAUCAGGAUUGGGAACGUUGUUGCUUUGUAAGAUCAAAGAGGAAUAUCCAGAUCGAAUUAUGAGUACUUACAGUAUUGUCCCAUCACCCAAGGUCUCGGAGGUUGUUGUAGAGCCUUACAAUGCGGUUCUGUCGACUCAUCAAUUGGUCGAGAAUUCUGACAUGACUUUUUGUUUCGACAAUGAGGCACUCUAUGACAUUUGCUUCAAGACCUUGCGACUCAAAUCCCCUAGCUAUAACGAUUUGAACCAUCUUGUAUCGUACACCAUGUCUGGGGUGACGACUUGUCUUCGUUACCCGGGACAACUCAAUGCCGACAUGAGAAAAUUGGCUGUCAACAUGGUUCCAUUUCCCAGACUGCACUUUUUUGUUCCUGGAUUUGCUCCAUUGACCUCAAGAGGCAGCAGUCAAUAUCGGAGUCUCUCCGUUGCCGAUCUUAAAACACAGAUGUUCUCCCCCUCCAAUAUGAUGACGGCUUGCAAUCCGUUUAAUGGACGAUAUCUUACCGUGGCUGCCAUCUUUAGAGGCUUGAUGUCCAUGAAAGAAGUUGAGGACGAGAUGUUCCAACAUCAAACCAAAACAAGCAGCAACUUUGUCGAGUGGAUUCCAAACAAUGUGAAAACGGCCGUUUGUAAUAUUCCUCCCAAGGGACUCACAAUGUCCGGAACUUUCAUUGGCAAUACAACGGCCAUUCAGGACAUCUUCAAGCGAAUUUCGGAACAAUUUACCGUUAUGUUUAGAAGAAGGGCAUUUUUGCAUUGGUUUACCGGCGAGGGCAUGGACGAAAUGGAGUUCACAGAGGCCGAAUCCAACAUGAACGAUUUGAUUGCCGAGUAUCAGCAAUAUCAGGAUGCGGAAGCCUAUGAGGAAGAGUAUUUGGAGGAUGUGGAAGAGGAUCCUCGAGAAGAAUAUGCCAGCUCCACCGAUCAAGAAGUUUUGCAGCAAUAGAUCAACGCCAUUUGAAGUGAUUGGUAAAAUAAUGCACAUAACAAAGGACAAAUUGAAUGACCAUUUAAGAAACAUAUGUGUAAUAAAAAAGUUUAUGACACACAAUCAAAUUGGCCGGUCUUUACAAAUACCAAGUAUCAUCUACAUUUGCCAUUUUGGUUGUUGACUUGUGAUGUCAAGGUCUUUCUUUUUA